GCAACACCUCAUCAGUCGUCACUUUGUCGGUGAAAGAGGAAGUUUCACGAUGGGUUUUGCGGGACGGUUUGUUUUUGUGAUCACCACCCUCAUGGCUGCCGUACUGUUCAAGCAGUAUCGAGACCUUACUGAACAAUUACCCGCCCCACAAAUUAAAUACCAAGAAUACUGGGGACCGGGGGACGCAGACAACUACACGAAAAAUAUCGAUAUUUUGCCAUUUGAACUGAAUUAUGGUGAGAAAGUGAUCGAUAUACUGAAGAACAAAUUGAACGACGUUCCGAAUCUGGCGGAGCCCCUUGAAGGGGUUGCCUUCCAAUAUGGAUUCAACAGCAGGCGGCUUCGUGAAGUUAUAGAGUACUGGCGGACAGAAUAUCUGAGUCGGUGGGACGAGCGACAGAAUUACUUGAAUCAAUAUCCGCAGUUUAAGACCCAGAUUCAAGGAUUGGAGAUACAUUUCCUUCACGUGAAGCCAAAGAACGUAAGAAAUCCGAAACGAAUCCUACCCAUUAUAAUGCUACAUGGAUGGCCUGGAUCGGUGCGUGAAUUCUACGAAAUAAUUCCGCAGUUGACCACAAGAAGUGACGAGAAGGAGUACGUAUUUGAAGUGAUUGUGCCAAGUCUGCCUGGCUAUGGUUUUAGCCAAGGAGCCGCCAAACAAGGGCUCAGUCCAGCAAAAAUUGCCGUUAUCCUACGAAACCUGAUGAUACGACUAGGUUUCAAGAAGUACUACGUGCACGGUGGUGAUUGGGGAGCUAUUGUGGGUAAUCUCAUGGCAACUUUCUUCCAGAAUGAAGUGUUGGGUGUUCAUUUGACCAUGUGUACGAAUUCAGCGCCCAUUGCAACAGUGAAAAAUAUCGUUGGCAGUCUGGUACCAAGUUUCGUGGUCGAUGAGAAAUAUACCAGUUUUUAUUACCCUCUAACUGAUAAAUUAAAAAAGCUGCUGACCGAAACCGGAUACAUGCACAUUCAAGCUACCAAACCAGAUACAAUUGGUGCAGCGCUAACUGGGAAUCCCGUGGGGCUGGCUGCGUAUAUUCUUGAGAAAUUCUCUACAUGGACAAACCCGGCAUACCGAGACCUACCCGAUGGGGGUCUCGUAAAAUAUUUUAGCUUGGACGCGCUGUUAGAUAAUGUCAUGAUAUACUACUUAACUGAUUCAAUUACCACAUCCCAGCGGCUAUACUCAGAAGCAUUUAAUAGUGUUGAACUAUCCAAAGACUACGACCGAAUUCCAACACGUGUUCCAGCUGCAUGUGCCAAAUUUCGGCACGAUUUGAUGCACCAGACCGAUUGGGCUUUGCGAGAUCACUUCCGUAAUAUGAUUCAAAGCAACCACUUUGACGAUGGAGGUCAUUUUGCAGCACUACAGCUACCAGAGGUGCUUUAUAAAGACAUUGUUCAAUUUGUUAAUCGAUUGUACCGCCGCGAAGAUCAGUAUUAAUUUUAAAAGUUCCGAACAAUUUUUUUAUUAUAGAUGUUUUAACCUGAGGGUCAUUCGCCUCGUAAGACAGCCAAACUAGUCAACCCUCAGAAAACUGUACAAUAAUUUUUGGAACAAAAUAUGUUUUUCGAAACCAAUGACAA
Molecule: messenger RNA, 1587 nt
Organism: Topomyia yanbarensis
Lineage: Eukaryota; Metazoa; Arthropoda; Insecta; Diptera; Culicidae
Product: juvenile hormone epoxide hydrolase 1-like
Exons: 2
Coding region: 50-1444 (464 amino acids)
Biological process (GO): epoxide metabolic process
Molecular function (GO): epoxide hydrolase activity
Source: RefSeq, a predicted model, not a curated record